ACAGAUGUGUCAGAGCUGCUGUGUGGCGGAGCUGAGGGAACAGCUACGUGACCGGGAGCUGGCUUGGGCUUUCCCCCCUGCACUUUUAACACAACCUGGAGACAUGUUUACUAGGUUUGACUUUUUUGGACACUGAAGCUGAAUCGAACGUGUCGCUGAACAGUGUUUACAGUGCUGAUUAAUUAUCAUCGCCACAUGGAACUCAUUCCCUCGUUUGAACAUAUGAAGACUGAUCACUAUAACUGGAAAUAUUGCUAUUGAUGUGUGACCAAAGUGCGGAGAUGCCUGGGGGGGACAGCGGCCCAGAUGGGGAGGAGCCCGCGCUAUCGCCAGCUACAGCUGAAUGUGGAGGGGAGGAGAGUGUGAUGUCCAGGCAGCAGGACAGAGGGGCACAGGGGAGAGGAGCUUCAGGUGGAGAAGUCGGGCAGGAAGAUGAAGAGAUGACCAGUGGUUCACAUGACCUCUCCUCCUCGGCCAAUCACAGCCCUGGGAGUGCCACUGGAUCCACCUCCAUUUCAACCAAGAGCGGUGAGCAUGCAGAUGGUGGCAGAGGGCAGGCCCACAGAGAAGUGAAGAUCACUGUGGCUGAGAUGAAGAAGAGGCUUCCGUCAGGCAAAGGCAGUCGCAGCAAAUCCAGCACCGUGGAGGCCUUACAUUACGCACUUAACUGUGUCAAACAAGUUCAAGCCAAUAGUAAAUACUACAAACUGCUGAUUAGAACUGGCCAGGAUGAGAGGAGAAAUGCCACCGUUUGCUCCCUGGAAGAGUUGGAAAGAGUCACGUCUGAACACACCCUUAAAAACACGGACUCUUUCGUGGUUGUCUUCUCCCUGUCGAGCGGCCGCGUGCUUUACGCGUCGGAGCAGGCUCACACCAUUCUAUGCUGCAAGCGGAAGUUCCUGGAGUCGGCCAAGUUUGUGGAUUUGCUCUUCCACCAAGAUGUUAAUGUCUUCUACGCGCACACGGCUCAGCCGCACCUGCCGCCCUGGAGCAACUCGCACACAGCGGGGGUUCUGUUUGACUGCGCGCAGGUCAAGUCCUUCUUCUGCAGAAUCAGGGGUAGGAAGGACCGUGAGGGGGAGAUGCAUUACAAUCCAUUCCGAAUUACGCCGUACCUGCUGAAGGUGCAGGGAACAGGAGCAAGUGGAGAGGAGGAGGAGCCGUGCUCUCUGUCACUGGCUGAACGCAUCAUCUCUGGAUAUGAAGCCCCUCGGAUCCCCAUGGACAAGCGCAUCUUCACCACCACACACUCCCCUGGUUGUGUGUUUCUGGAAGUGGAUGACAGGGCUGUGCCGUUGCUAGGAUACCUUCCUCAGGAUCUGAUUGGCACGUCGUUGCUGAAUUGUAUUCAUCCAGAGGACCGGCCCCUCCUGCUGUCCAUGCACCGGAAAGUGUUGAAGUAUGCUGGCCAGCGGCCAUUUGAGCACUCUCCUGUGCGUAUGCGCUGUCAGAAUGGAGACUACAUCACCUUGGACACCAGCUGGUCCAGUUUCAUCAACCCAUGGAGCCGCAAGGUGGCCUUUAUCAUCGGACGGCAUAAAGUCAGAACGAGUCCACUGAAUGAGGAUGUAUUUGCUGCUCGGACUCAGGAGGAUUUUACAGUCACUCAUGAAGAAAUUAAAGACCUGCAAGCAAAGAUCUAUAAGCUUUUCCUGCAGCCAGUCCACAACAAUGGUUCCAGUGGUUACGGCAGCUUGGAAAGUAAUGGAUCUCAUGAGCAUUACAUCAGCGUCGCUUCUUCAAGUGACAGCAAUGGUAACCUAUGGGAGGACUCACACCGGGAAUCGAUGACUUUGCAGCAGAUCUGUGCCGAUGUGAACAGAGUGAAGAGUUGGGGUCAGCAGGCUUAUCUGGAUUCCAACCACAAAAUGUCUUUUCUUGGCAAACCUGCCACAGCACGUCUGCCGCCCGCAGUCUUAAACCCUGAGGUCAGAGAUCAUGAAGAAAGCAGGAAGCAAACACACAUUCCCUCCUAUCAGCAAAUCAACUGUGUGGACAACAUCAUCAGAUAUUUGGAAAGCUGUACAGGUCCAGCCCUUAAGCGCAAGAUGGUGGUGUUGGACAGUGAGGUGUCAAUGGGCCCUGCAGCUGUAGUGGAAGCACCUCUCACAGACAUCACAAUGUCCACCGAGGCCAUGAGUGUGGUCUCAGUCACCAGCCAGUGUUCAUACAGCAGCACCAUCGUACAUGUGCCGCAGCCUGAGUCAGAGGCCACGGCACCAGAGGAUGCACAUAUGGGCAGUGAGCCUGCUGAUGCUGUUCCCACACACGUCCGUCCUGCCCCGAGCCCCGCCGCGGAGGAGCGAAGAUUUGUCGGUCUCACCAAGCAGGUGCUGUCAGCUCAUACCCAGAAGGAGGAGCACGAGUAUGUGGAUCGUUUCCGCCACCGCAUCCUCCAGAGCCCCUACAGCUCCUACCUGCAGCUGGACAACAACUCGAUGGCUCACUCCCAUCACCCAGGUGAUUACCUACGUCCAUUGAGCGGCGGUGGUUGUAACCGCUCUCGGGGAGGAAAGCCCAGGUACAAGCGCCCCAAACCCCAGGGUUCCUCAGAUAGCUAUGCCUCUCCACCUGGCCCUCCUCGCCGUGUCCCUGUCUCUUCCUGGCCUCCAUCAGAGUCAUCUCAGCCCCAGAUGGGUGCACCCUACAGCCAAACAUCCCCACUCCAGACGCCAUUCUUCCCUAUGAUGGCGACUCAGCCUAGCCCAGAGCAACCGCCCAGAGCACAACAGAUGCCUGGAGCGACUCCUGGAGCGACUCCUGUAGUGCGGCGGUCUCCAGACCAAACCCAGCUCAGCUACAACUUCAACACCAUACAGUCGACUCAGAGCCUGUCAGGCAUGCAACCAAUCCACAUGCAUUCCAUUCCGAGUCUGCAGAACUUUCACACCAUGCCCAUGGCUCCAGUCCAACCCAUCAACCCUUACUUGACUCCAGUCAUGGCCGUCAUCCUUCCCAACUACCAAACUUUUACUCCAGGUUACCCAGCCAUGUUCCCUCCAUCGGGUACCUCCAUGCUGCCCCAGGCACCCAUCACCAUGACGGGCUUUGCCCCUGGCAGUUCCCCUUUCCUGCAGCCUCAGUUCCAAACCCAGCCCAGCCCCCACACUAUGACCUCCCCGGUCCCUCUGCUUUGCUCUCCCAGACCCAGCUCCUCUGUUGGGGAGGAGGAGGAGGCACCUGGAGCCCGAGCUUUAUUCUCCAGCUCUCGCUCGAGUUCUCCCCUGCAGCUCAACCUGCUGCAGGAGGAGCUGCCCAAGCCGAGUGAAGGGCAGAGCAGCACCGGGCACAACCACACAAAGAGCCUCCAUGGAAAACAUGCCAACGAGGCUGACACCCCCAGUGACUCUGGGAACCAUGAUGCCCAGUCUACAUCCAGUGAGAUGCUUGAUCUGCUCCUGCAGGAGGAUACCAGGUCAGGGACCGGCUCCAACGCUUCAGGAUCAGGGGAGUCUGGAGGCUCGUUGCGAUCUGGAUCUGGAUCUGGCUCCAAUGGAACCUCCACCUCUCACACUGGCAGCAGCAACAGCAGCAAAUACUUCGCCAGCAAUGAUUCAUCAGACACGUCGCGCAGAGCCCGCAAGAGCCAAGCGGCACCAGCAGAGAACCAGCACAGCUUCGACACGUGUGCGGAGAACUCCCUGUGGAGCAUGAUCCACAACACACCUGAGCGAGUCAUGAUGACGUACCAGAUCCACACCAGGGACCAGACUGAGGUGUUGGCAGAAGACAGGGAGAAGCUUCGGGUUCUUCAGCCUCUCCAGCCCCGGUUCAGCCAGGAGCAGAGAGAAGAGCUGGCUGAAGUCCAUCCCUGGAUCCAACAGCGCACUAUCCCACAGGAGAUCGAUACACAGGGUUGUGGGACCUGCAGCUCAGGAGCAGGGGUCACCCACUUCCCUCACCCACCUGCCCCAGAAAGCUCCUCCCCUCAGCAGGACUCCAGUGGACCUGUGUUGGACACUUGAGAGACAUGGUACCCCUAAAAACAACCACCACCCGGUUCAUAGCGAACCAGCCCAGCCAGAGACCCUCCCAGAAAGUCCCACCAUGCAUCUUCUUCUGACCAGUCCAGAGGAGUGUGUCCCUUUGCUUUAAAUACAUGUUUAACUUGUUAUGUAAAGUUAUCGGAGGCUGGACCAGGCCCUGAGGAGUGGAGGAGUGGAGGAGGCAUUUCGUCUCAGUCGGCCUGACAUUGGACCAUGAAUAUUUGACCUCUCUUCUGUUUGUGUUUAUAGAGCCUCUGUCGGGCUUUAGUUUGUAUCCAAGACUCCUUUGGUGCCAUGAGCCACUUGAUGCCCAAGAGAGGAAGAGGAGGGUCGUUCGGUUGCUGAACAUGAGCACUAUGUACUCACACCCAGUCUGCUGGACCAGUGACUGGGUGACAAAGACAGCGCUGGCCCAGUUGUCGUAUUACAACACACAGCAGACUGUGCUCCAGUGACAUGGAGCGCAGGUUGUACAGUUUACAUGUACCACAUCAUCUCCUUCAGUGACAUACCAUGGAUUACACAUGGUAGUUUAGUUUUCUUUCCCCGAUGGGCACUAAGACAAAGACACUGUUUAUAAUGUUCAAAUAUGAAUAUUGUAUUUUAAUUGUUAUUAUUCCAUCAGUUCUUGUUUAGAGCAUCAUUGUUUUUUAUGUUACUCUGAGUCACAAACAACAGCAAACAUGUUGAUAUUUUCAAAUUGAAUUUAGUACAACAAAAUAAAUGCACCCCAGUUUACUUCAAACGACCUGUCGCAGCUCCUUUUCACUACCCAGCUUCCUGCCUGGUCCUCACCCUGUAGAUGACCUCCAACUGUAAACAGACACAGCAGGGCCCCAAAUAUCCUCUGAUCCUGCGUUUACUCUCUGAAUGAAUUCCCCUCCACACUCUGUGUAGCUCUCUGUCUGAAUGACUGCGUGUUUGUGUGAAAGAGAGCGACAGAGGAAUCAACUAACACGUUGUAGUUCCUACUGGAAUAGGUCCGAUGGCAGGUGAUCUCAUGAAUGUGUGUGUGUUGUCCAAAAGUGCAGGACAGACCAGGGUUUCCUAAAGUUUUUAGAUGGAAAGUAUAUAUCGUUUUUAUAGAAAAUGUUUAUCACAAAAUAAACUUCACAAAGUGUAUAAAAAAAACCAUUUGUCUUGAUUUCAGGGACUGUCUGUGACACAAAGGAAUGAAUGAAUAAAUGAUCAAUGAUCUAACAUGCA
Hippoglossus stenolepis (Pacific halibut) is the source of this 5192-nucleotide messenger RNA. RefSeq names its product period circadian protein homolog 3-like. Gene Ontology annotation, cellular component: cytoplasm; nucleus. Gene Ontology annotation, molecular function: transcription cis-regulatory region binding; transcription corepressor binding. The record is from RefSeq and is a predicted model, not a curated record. Gene Ontology annotation, biological process: negative regulation of transcription by RNA polymerase II; entrainment of circadian clock by photoperiod; circadian regulation of gene expression. Lineage: Eukaryota; Metazoa; Chordata; Actinopteri; Pleuronectiformes; Pleuronectidae. Bases 261 to 3965 code for a protein of 1234 amino acids. The transcript has 22 exons.